Molecule: messenger RNA, 345 nt
Organism: Trichosurus vulpecula (common brushtail)
Lineage: Eukaryota; Metazoa; Chordata; Mammalia; Diprotodontia; Phalangeridae
Product: 60S ribosomal protein L29-like
Exons: 2
Coding region: 1-345 (114 amino acids)
Source: RefSeq, a predicted model, not a curated record
AUGAACUUUGCCAAGAAACACAGUAAGAAAGAGCUGAAGAAGAUGCAGGCCAACAACGCCAAAGCCAUUAAGGCCCCAAGCACCAAGGCCUCCAAAGCCAAGCUCCUCAGGCCCAAGAUCCCCAAGGCCAGUGCUGGUUCUGAUCUCAAGGUUACCAAAUCUGACCCCAAAGCCACCAAGUCUGACACCAAGUUUGCCAAGUCUGAUUCCAGGGCAACCAAGUCUGAUUCUAAGGCCACAAAGCCCAAUGAUUCCAAGGCUGCUAAGCCUACUGACCCCAAGUCUGCCGAGUCCAAACCUAAAGAUGCUGGAGCUAAAGCUGCUAGUCCCAAGCCUUCAAGAUAG